AUGCAUAAAAAGAGUGUCCAUCUGUCAGGACAGAGGAGGCCUGAGGAGAAGGUCUGGACGUUCCACAGUCUGACUCCUCUCCGGGUGGAGGAGCUGAAGCCGGAGGCCGGUGACGUCGGGUGGAGCUGGUCAGGUGCAGCUCACAGUCAUCACCUGCAGGAGUUUGGAGUCGGAGACGCUCCUCAAAACGAUCAUCCGGCUCCCAGACAGCAGCCAGAGCUGCGCCAGCGCAAGACGGGGAAGUCAGUCAGCAGCUCCUGUCCUGAUGGUUCGACUCACUACAGGAGACGCUGUUACAUCCUCAGCUCGUCUGUGGCCAGCUGGGCCAGCGCCGAGCAAACCUGCUCAAUGCUGUUUAACAGCAGUCUGACCAGCGUUCGGUCCAGAAGAGACAUGACCUGGUUGUGGAAGUUUGCAGGCAGGAAGCCAUUUUGGAUCGGUAUGUCUGGGGGUCCGGGUCGCUGGAUGUGGGCUGACGGUCGUUCGGUGUCCUUCUCCAGACUGAGGGGGGCUUCACCGGGCCGCAGUGACGCCGACUCCGACUGCGUGCUGGUUGAAAACCCAACGAGCUGGAUUUCCACAAGUUGCUCUGCCGAAACUCAACACACAUUCAUCUGUUCGUCGCCGGCUCACACUCACUGAGAGAUAUUUACUGCUAUCAGCCCCGUCAUAACGACCUGUGUGAACGCUGUGUUUAAGUCAUAUUUAAUGUUAUGCAAUGAUGCUGCUCUGUACAUUAGUUUUCAUAUUUUUGUCAUAAUAAAGAUUGCUGCACAAAUCGAAAUAUGAGUCUGUAAACCAAGAUGAAGAUCUGCAGUUUAACUUUAUAUUUCAGGUUUAAAUUCAGCUUCCUGCAUUAAACUGAUGUAAAUCUAUUUUCAUAACUAAACAUGUUUUUGUCUCGAGAAAUAAUAAAUGGCAACAGUCUGGAGUCUAUGUAGACUUUAAACUGAAUUAACUCUCAGAUAUUUAAAAAUACAAAAACAUUAUAAAGACCUGUUCUUGUUUUGUUAUAAAAGGUAAUUAAAAGUUUUCACUGA
Molecule: messenger RNA, 1040 nt
Organism: Scomber scombrus (Atlantic mackerel)
Lineage: Eukaryota; Metazoa; Chordata; Actinopteri; Scombriformes; Scombridae
Product: FRAS1-related extracellular matrix protein 1-like
Exons: 6
Coding region: 1-642 (213 amino acids)
Source: RefSeq, a predicted model, not a curated record